Saccoglossus kowalevskii is the source of this 2347-nucleotide messenger RNA. RefSeq lists its product as uncharacterized. Lineage: Eukaryota; Metazoa; Hemichordata; Enteropneusta; Harrimaniidae. The record is from RefSeq and is a predicted model, not a curated record.
GAGCCUCUGAUGUGCUCUGUGAAUUCUGUGAGGAAUAAUAUGUGCGGAAAAUGCAUGGAAGCAGGACUGUUCCGUCGCAUAACGAACGCGAGCCGGCGUUGCAUCGUAUAGAACGGCGUAGGUGACUCUAUACAUGUGCUUGCUGUUGGGGAAUUGUUCAUCCUGCUCGGUCAUAUUUAUAUAUGUGUCUGUGUAUACUGUCGACAGUUAAGUGCCUGUCGGCAUCAACUCCCCACCCCCCAUGUUCUCUCCGCGCUCCUCUCGCGAGAUAUGUGCUAUAGCCAUUCCUGAUAUGGAGUCACACGUUCGGGGCGACCGCUCGCCAUAUGUGACACAUUUUUCAUUGUGAUAUUUUGUUUUCCUCCACACAAACAAUUAUAUUUGUAGUUGACGUUAUGGUUAUUUUGGAUACAUAUAUAGCGACGACGAUGGCUAUCACGACUAUGUAUCGCCAUGUUGUGGCCUACUCAUGGUUCUUAGUGAAGCAUAUAUGGGACAUUAUAUCCGAUCGUUGGUCCAUCACCGCUCGUCGGAUCGACGGCGUUGAAGCCAUGCCUACAAACAACCUAACCGGCGAUGCUGCCAUACCUGAAUCGACACGCGCCAAAUUACCAUCUCUAAAUUCAGUCAGCUGCCAACAGUUUGAGCAGUUAGGUUCAAACGAUCACUCGGUCAUUGGUACAUUGUCAGUAGGUACGACACCGUUGGUCGCCGGUGAUGACGAGCUAUCAACGGAGAGACGUCUAUCCGAUAUUGAUGCCACAAUUUCUGAAUCACAGUGUUCGAUAAGUUCUUACGAGACUGUACCAGAAGACAUUAUUUACGCCGCUAGUUCCACGGAUCUAUUAAAUGAUAUUGAUUUACAUGGACACAGUGAUACUGGUAUUGUGCGGUCCAGUGUGCGGUUCUCCGAUUGUACAACUGGUCCACCUGACCGUGAAACGGAGAAUUGCCAUGCCAGCGAGGGCGCUACAGUAAAUCAUUUAGUUUCAAAUGAUCGCAGUAAUACUCAUCUCAAAGAUGAAAUAAACGAUUUUGCCGAACACACAGAUUCUGCUAGUGAAAGGAAAAAGAAAAAAAAGGGAAAAUUCAGAAUGGUUAAGAUCAAACUACGAUCAGAGAAAACCAUUUUCAUACGCGAGUUGAACACUGACUUUGUGGACCCAUAUUACAAGCUACCGGAAACGGAACUGCCGAAGAAGAAACUCACCCAGGUCCACGUGACACACUAUAAGUCACUAACUGAAGUCUGCAUACGAUUAAUUCAAAAAAUAUUCACGGGCGAGUAUCGAAGCCUACAAGUUAUGCUGAAUUCACUUUAUGAGAAAGGCCAGUCCGAGAGAUACAGACCCGAUUCUACGCCUGUAGUAGGGGGAUUGUACACAGCAUGUGAUGACGUCACACAUACUUGGCACAGAGUGAAAGUAUUGGAAUUGUCAAACACUUCUAAAUCGCCGUCAGUGUUGUGUUGGUUUGUUGACAUUGGGUGGGAAAAGAGAAUGCCAAUUGGUUGCUUACGGUGGCUUCUCAACCGGAAACGUCUUCUUAUUCCAGCCCAGUCUAUACUAUGCAGUCUACAUCGGAGCGACAAAUUACGUAAAUUGUCAACGGUUGAAAAGAUGUUAUUUACAGAAAAGUUCCAACACAGGGCUACAAGGGACGCAUUAUGGUGUAAAGUGAAAAAAAGACCAAGAAACCAAGCACCAAUCAUUAAACUAGGAGCCUCAAAAUAUGACAAUAUUGUCAAAGAUACCAUUAAAAGUGUUAAACGACUGCCGAAAUGUCACGGUUGUAAGCAACUAUUCACUGUCACCAGUAUGUUAUUGGAGAGGUCUAACGACCUUUCACAGAUGGCCACGUGCUUACAAGACAACAUCGAAAGAGUGAACUCGGAAGUGAGUCUGGUAAGAACGAACGCAGUGGAUCUUGAACAAGGGAUGGCGCUUUACAGGGAAACUCUUCAAACCGACAUGCAAAUGCGUUUUUCCUAUAUGGCACGUGGCCUACAGAUGGCGCUGUCCGAGUAUUUACAUCCUGAUAGACCAAUACGAUGGCCUUCAGUAAUGACAGAACAGUUAGCAGUGAGAUCAUCGACCGACCAGUUGUCAAACUUUCCUGACGAUGAAAUACCUCAGACAUGGGUAUAAUGAUGACAUCAAUGGAUGGUGAUGUGUCGGCAAAUACAUCGCCGAUGUAUUCUGCCACGACUUUUAGCAUAAUGAUCUAUAAUUACGCUAUGAUAUAUCUCCGCGGAAGUACUAAAUAUAGAUAUAAAUAAAUUGUAUUACAAUAAUGAUGAAAUACCGAACUACUCAUACGCGCACGCAAUUUGAAAUAAUAGAUACGC